Marmota flaviventris (yellow-bellied marmot) is the source of this 963-nucleotide messenger RNA. Its product is annotated as olfactory receptor 9S13-like. The record is from RefSeq and is a predicted model, not a curated record. Gene Ontology annotation, biological process: G protein-coupled receptor signaling pathway. Gene Ontology annotation, cellular component: membrane. NCBI's taxonomy places the organism in Eukaryota, Metazoa, Chordata, Mammalia, Rodentia, Sciuridae. Gene Ontology annotation, molecular function: G protein-coupled receptor activity; olfactory receptor activity.
AUGCCGACCCUCAGAAACGGAAACCUCUCAGCACUGCCCUGGCGGGAGUUUGUGCUGGAGGGCUUUAGAGGAGGGGUGGAGAUUCAAGCUCUGCUCUUUGCUGUCUUCCUGGCCCUCUAUGUGGUGACUGUCCUGGGCAAUGUCACCAUGAUCGUGGUCAUCACCCUGGAUGCCCGCCUGCACUCCCCCAUGUACUUCUUCCUCAAGAACCUGUCCUUCCUGGACCUCUGCUACUCCUCCGUCAUCGCCCCCAAUGCCCUGGCCAACUUCCUCUCCUCCAAGGCCAUCAGCUUUAGGGGAUGUGCCACCCAGCUGUUCUUCUUCUCCUUACUGGCUACCACUGAGGCUUUCCUCUUGGCUGUGAUGGCCUAUGACCGCUUCAUGGCCAUCUGCAGCCCCCUGCAGUACCCUGCGACCAUGUGUCCUGCUACGUGUGUCCGCCUAGUGCUCGGAGCCUACUGUGGAGGCUGCCUCAACUCCAUCAUAGAGACCAGCCUCACCUUCCAGCUGCCCUUCUGCAGCUCCAACCGCAUCAACCACUUCUUCUGUGACGUGCCCCCCCUGCUCCGGCUGGCCUGUGCCAACACGGCUCUCAACCAGCUGGUCAUGUUCGGCAUCUGUGGGCUCAUCCUUGUGGGUGCGAUACUAGGGAUCUUGGUCUCCUAUGGCUACAUCGCAGUGACCAUCCUCAGGAUGCGCUCAGGAUCUGGGCGGCACAAGCUCUUCUCCACCUGUGGCUCCCACCUGACAGCCGUGUCUCUGUUUUAUGGAACUGUGUUUGUGAUGUACGCCCAGCCAGGAGCCGUGGGGUCCAUGGAGCAGGGCAAGGUGGUCUCGGUCUUCUACACCCUGGUCAUCCCGAUGCUCAACCCCCUCAUCUACAGCCUGCGGAACAAGGACGUGAAGGACGCCCUGAGGAGGCUGGGACAGGUACACAGCCAGGCCGAGGAUGGUGUCCCCUGA